Colletotrichum godetiae is the source of this 1041-nucleotide messenger RNA. RefSeq lists its product as uncharacterized. NCBI's taxonomy places the organism in Eukaryota, Fungi, Ascomycota, Sordariomycetes, Glomerellales, Glomerellaceae. The record is from RefSeq and is a predicted model, not a curated record. The transcript is spliced from 4 exons. The coding region runs from base 1 to 1041 and encodes 346 amino acids.
AUGGUUCGAGAAAGAGCCUCUGUUGGACUUGCCCAGCCAGCAGACUUUUGCUAUGACGCCAUCGAUCAAAUUGUUGCUCAUACCCUCGAUCCCCAUACCACACUCGUGACCCUUACUGUCCUCGCCAAAGGCCUUCGCUCAGAUGUAGCUGAAUGGGAUAUCCAGGAGCAUCGACUGACUUUGUUAUACAACUACUGGACCAGCUUUGAGGGCAAGACGCGUCAAGACGUUCUAGGAAUCGGAGAACUUUACCACCCUUUUCGAUUGCUUCGACACCGUCGUGGAGAGGACGUCUCGUGGGAGCCAGCCGCGAAGAUUCGCGCCGAUGCGCCUGAUGUGUUGAUAGACUACUGUUGCAAUGUAAAUGAUGGUGGAGUAAAUGCAGCGCUGUUCGGAUCCAUGGCGCGAAUGGAGGCAUACAGCGAGGUCAAGAACCAAGCAGAAGAGAUCAGGUCUCAAGCCGCUGCGCUUACGAUCGCAAGACGUCCAGCGAAGAGGAUUGGGGACAGUGUUGCCGAGCCGGCCAAGUCCCCAAUCAAAAAGUACCGACGCUCAUCCAGACAUGGUUCGACACCAGGCACACCACAUCCCUUGCCCGGAUUGUCAGUAUCUAAACGGAGACAAUCGCAGGCCCCCAAUGGCGACAUCCAGCCACAGCCAACCCCUAGAUCGGCCGUUUCAACCACGAGACGGUUAAGUUUCCCGACGCAUGAUACCGAAAAUGCCGGGGCGUCUCCCUCACCAGCACUUCGACCUUUGUCCCCGCGGAAUAGCACGCGAGAAGCCUCUGUUGAGCCUGCCACAUCGAUUGACGCCCAGAAUCUUAGAACUACAGUUGAUGGCCGCACAAUGCUAUGGUUUAUGGACGAUUACACUGUUGCCGACAUGCAAAAGGUUUGCCGCUUCGUUGAUGAACAUUGCACAGGCAAACUACGUUCACCCUUGUACAGCGGCGGCGACUGGGACGGACAGGCUGCCAGCGGGAGAUGGGAGAACGUUUUUGCUGUAAGUCCCCUUGGACGCUCGGGCAAACAGGUAUGA